Messenger RNA from Penicillium soppii, 903 nucleotides. RefSeq names its product mitochondrial 54S ribosomal protein uL1m. Lineage: Eukaryota; Fungi; Ascomycota; Eurotiomycetes; Eurotiales; Aspergillaceae. The record is from RefSeq and is a predicted model, not a curated record. The transcript is spliced from 3 exons. Bases 1 to 903 code for a protein of 300 amino acids.
AUGUCGUCUUAUGGCUCGGUAUUGCCCACCGCGGCACGCGGAAUCCUCUCAUCAUGCCGACCAUCCAUCAGAGAGGCCUCAAUUGCUCCUGCCUUUUCGACUCUCCAGCAGGUCCGAGGUCUCAAGGUCAAGACCAACCGCAAGGGGAAAGCCGCCCAACCUACGAAGAGUCGCAGAGGUCCCCAGGAGUUCAGACAGUAUAACCUGAAGGAUAUGCCACAAUGGGCUCUGUGUGAUGCCAUGCGAAUCAUCCGAGCCACCGAAGUCGGUCGCGAGAUCACACUCCAAAAAUACGAGCUGCACGUUCGCCUGCGCACAAAGCGAGACGGUCCCGUCAUCCGUAACAUGAUCCGAUUCCCGCACGCCGUCCAAACCGAAUCCCGAAUCUGUGUCAUCUGUCCCCCCGACUCGAAGGCGGCGAAGGAAGCGCUCGCCGCAGGUGCUGUACUGGUCGGUGAAGAUGAGGUCUUCGAAGCUGUCAAGGCCGGCCACAUCAAUUUCGAUCGGUGUCUCGCUCACCCGGACAGUAUGCCGGCUCUCAACAAGGUUGGGCUGGGUCGUAUCCUCGGUCCUCGUGGCUUGAUGCCCAGUGCGAAGACUGGUACCGUCGUGGAAGAUGUUGCUGCGCGUGUGGAAAUGCUCCGUGGAGGUACUGUGUACCGUGAGCGUGACGCUGUUAUCCGUUUGCCCAUUGGGCAGUUGGGUUUCUCCCCGGAGCAAUUGCGCGAUAAUUUGCGCGUGACUCUCGAUCAAAUCAAGAAGGAUGCCUCUGCGCUGACCGACCGUGUCAACAAGGAGAUCUACGAAGUGGUACUGAGCUCGACUAACGGACCCGGAUUCUCACUCAACGGCGAGUUCCGCACCGAUGAUUCCCCCGCAACCUCUGCCUUGACCGGCGUGUAA